CUGGAACUGGUUUAAACAGGCAAAACAUUUCAGUCUCCAAAAUAAAUAUUUGUGUCUGAAGUCUAUUUACCGUUAUUAUAUUAGUAGUCAUUCUUGUCACCCAUCUGAAUAAGCUGUUUCUCUUGUAUUUUUUUUUCAAUUCACAUCUAUUUACAUUCACGUUCACGUUCAGCUCUUAUUCACAUAGCAAUCAAUAUGUCUUUCUUGAAGAAUUUCCCUCUCAACACAAAUUUACAAUUGUUCCGACGACAAACCAUCCUCAAAAGAAAUUCUCUUAUUGAUUCUUUCACUACUCCUGUACAUAAACCUGUUAUUAAUGUGCUUCUACGAAAUCUUUCAGCUUAUUCAAAUACAAGUCUCAAAGCACAGUCUACACUACACUCCAAAUUAAAUUUCAAAUCAAAUGGAAACAUAUCUCAAGAUCUAAACAAAAAUCCCGUUAUUCAUAACCACCCAAUACUUAAAAGAGUUCCCAAGUCUUUACUUCCGUAUUCGAUUAAAUUCAUUAACGCUCCAAUCUCCUAUAUCACCUCUUUUCUUAUACUCCACGAACUAACUGCAUUGGUUCCCUUGAUAUCUUUCUGGUAUCUAUUCAGUAACCUUGACUAUUUCGUAAUCACUUCAUCCAUCAGUUCCACCACAAACAACCAAAUAUUGCAGCUAUUUCAAUUGCUACCUUCUUCCUUCAUUGAUAACUGCACGUUGUUCAUUAACAAACUAUCCGAAUCCAAAUACGUUGCAAAUCUAAACCUCAUCAAUAAAUCUAAAUUCAUUAUCGACGGUAUCAACGCCUAUAUCAUCGUCAAGCUUCUAGUGCCCUUUAGAUGUGCUUUGUCCUUGUAUCUAACUCCCUACUUGGCCUCUCUAAUCAAGUUGCCCUCGACUCUUUUCAAGAACUACUUUCUUAUCCAACCAAAAAAGAUCUGACCCACCUCGCUAUAUACACUUUUCUCUGUCUAUUUUACUCGUCCUCACGAGCUUUUUGGCUCGAUUUACGCCCACUAAAAAAAUAUUCCAAGACCCACAGCAGUGGUCGCAAAGUGCCUUCCGUUUUGGGAAGCCACACCGCUCCUCUGGCCUUGCCUGCGUUUGCCGAAACGUGCCCGGCUCUGAGCGGGCUUUGUCGGACUUCUGUUUCUGGCGUGGUGAUUUUUCUGCUUGUGACGAAUUUGGUGGGUGG
Molecule: messenger RNA, 1180 nt
Organism: Ascoidea rubescens DSM 1968
Lineage: Eukaryota; Fungi; Ascomycota; Saccharomycetes; Ascoideales; Ascoideaceae
Exons: 1
Coding region: 196-927 (243 amino acids)
Cellular component (GO): mitochondrion
Source: RefSeq, a predicted model, not a curated record